Physeter macrocephalus (sperm whale) is the source of this 1163-nucleotide messenger RNA. RefSeq names its product cyclin-G1-like. Gene Ontology annotation, molecular function: cyclin-dependent protein serine/threonine kinase regulator activity. Lineage: Eukaryota; Metazoa; Chordata; Mammalia; Artiodactyla; Physeteridae. Gene Ontology annotation, cellular component: nucleus; cytoplasm; cyclin-dependent protein kinase holoenzyme complex. The coding region runs from base 81 to 710 and encodes 209 amino acids. The transcript has a single exon. The record is from RefSeq and is a predicted model, not a curated record. Gene Ontology annotation, biological process: regulation of cyclin-dependent protein serine/threonine kinase activity; mitotic cell cycle phase transition.
CCUUAGUCUAACUCAGUUCUUUGGCUUUGACGGAGACAUUUUCUCUAGCUGUGAAUUUACUGGACAGAUUCCUGUCCAAAAUGAAGGUACAGCCCAAGCACCUUGGGUGUGUUGGACUGAGCUGCUUCUGUAUGGCUGUAAAAUCAAUAGAAGAGGAAAGGAAUGUCCCAUUGGCGACUGACUUGAUCCGAAUAAGCCAGUAUAGGUUCACGGUUUCAGACUUGAUGAGAAUGGAAAAGAUUGUGUUGGAGAAGGUGUGUUGGAAAGUCAAAGCUACUACUGCCUUUCAGUUUCUACAACUCUAUUAUUCACUCCUUCAAGAGAACUUGCCAUAUGAAAGGAGGAAUAGCCUUAAUUUUGAAAGACUAGAAGCUCAACUUAAGGCAUGCUACUGCAGGAUCAUAUUUUCUAAAGCAAAGCCACCUGUGUUGGCAUUGUCUAUUAUUGCCUUGGAGAUCCAGGCACAGAGGUGUGUAGAGUUAACAGAAGGAGUAGAAUGUCUUCAGAAACAUUCCAAGAUCAAUGGCAGAGAUUUGACUUUCCGGCAAGAGCUCGUAUCCAAGCGUUUAACUGAAUAUUCAUCAAACAAGUGUUCCACACCAAAUGUUCAGAAGUUGAAAUGGAUUGUUUCUGGGCCUACUGCACGGCAACUGAAGCAUAGUUACUACAGAGUAACCCACCUUCCAACAAUUCCUGAAAUGGUCCCUUAAUUGGAUUCUUACAGCAACAAAAAACUCUUCUGAAGCCUUUCUCCACAAUCCUGCGCUGUGGAUUCCAUAAUGUUAUAAUGGAUUUAAGCUGUGAAGCCUCAGAACAUCACAAGCAGAUUAACAUUGGUGUUCUCCGAUUUGGGAAAACUGCCUAAUUAACAUUACCCUAUAGUGGAAUUACUCACGUUUGAAUUCACCUGUGAAGCAUACAAAUCAAAGCUAACAGCAUAAAUGUGAAAUGCUAAUGACAAGCCUGGGAAGGUAAGCUGUGAAUCUUCAUCUCUAACAUUGAUCCAACUUUCUGUAUUGGGUCAAUAUAUUGUAUUUAGGUGGUGUAAAAACAGUAACCUACUUAAUUUAAAUUUAAACUUUAAAUUUAAAUAUGAGGUUUACAUCAAAACCACCGCUUCACAAACGCACUUUUAAGGCAUCAUAAGGGUCAGUAUUCUAGGC